Molecule: messenger RNA, 1837 nt
Organism: Morus notabilis
Lineage: Eukaryota; Viridiplantae; Streptophyta; Magnoliopsida; Rosales; Moraceae
Product: triacylglycerol lipase 2
Exons: 13
Coding region: 176-1696 (506 amino acids)
Biological process (GO): lipid metabolic process
Molecular function (GO): hydrolase activity, acting on ester bonds
Source: RefSeq, a predicted model, not a curated record
AAGAACUUAUAAAAGAAAAGCAAAACACAGUAAACAUUAAUGGAGACGAUUCAGUCUUGCCCAGAAAGAAACUUCGCGCUUGAUUCCUAUUCCUAGGAAUCUGCUCUUCCCUCAUCUCAGCGAUUUCCGAUGGUUCAAUUUGAUUAACUCAACUGGGUAUUCAACAGAAUUCACUAUGCAACGACUUAGAGCUUCAAGGACAUCGAUUUCUGGCUCUUUAGCUGCUGCCCAGUUGAGGAAGAAAGCUCUCAAUUCAUGGGCCGCUAUUCAGGACACCUUUUUCUCAACGAAGGAUAUAUUUGAAAGGCAUAAGGUGGUCUUUACGGUUGGAACUUCCAUGGCAUCAGUUGCUACGGCGUGGUUUGGCUAUUCUUUGCGGCACCUACAUGAUUCAAGGGUUGAUCAAAGGCUUGAAUCAAUCGAGAAAGCUAUGAGAAACAGUCAUCUUGGUGAACAUUCAGAAAUUAGAAAGAUUGUUGAUUCCGGAAGUUUAAGCACUUCUGCCUGUGUAGCUACUGCUGGAACCACUUUAGUUAUUGGGUAUGCCUUGGGUUGGCGAGGUGGGAGGUGGUAUGCAAAUAGGCAAUUCAAAAGGGAGCAGAUGAAAAUGCUUGGGCAAUUAAGACCUAAAAGGUGGCAAUUGCUUGGGCGGGUAACCACUCGAGACGGAUACAUUCUCAGCAUUCAGAGAAUUCCAGUGGCGCGGCCAGAGGAGAAAGCAAGAAACAAGCCACCAGUUCUUCUGCAACAUGGUGUUCUGAUGGAUGGAAUAACAUGGCUGCUACUUCCACCACACCAGUCUUUGGCAUUGCUGUUGGCAGAUAAUGGAUUUGAUGUGUGGAUAGCCAACACUCGUGGAACGAAAUAUAGCCGUGGCCAUGUAUCACUUGCUCCUACUGAUGCGGCUUAUUGGAAUUGGUCAUGGGAUGAAUUAGUGGCUUAUGAUCUUCCAGCUACACUCCAGUAUGUGCAUGAUCAAACAGGACAAAAACUGCAUUAUGUUGGGCAUUCACUGGGAACUUUGGUUGCUCUUGCCGCGCUUUCGAAAGACCAGCUAUUGAAUAUGGUGAGAUCAGCUGCCUUACUUAGCCCAAUUGCUCAUGUUGGUCAGUUGACCUCACCACUUGCAAGAAAUGCUGCUGAGAACUUCAUUGCUGAGACAUUAUACUGGUUAGGUAUUCACGAAUUUGUUCCAAGAGGUGAAGCUGUUAUGAAUCUUCUCAAGGAUAUCUGCAAGAAACCUGGUGUUGACUGCACCAACUUGUUAACCUCUUUCACAGGUGAGAAUUGCUGCCUGAGUUCUUCGAUAGUGGAUGUUUUUCUGGACCAUGAGCCUCAAUCAACGUCGACAAAGAACAUGAUCCAUCUGGCACAGAUGAUAAGAGAUGGGACGAUCACGAUGUAUAACUACGGUGAUGAAAAUGAGAAUAUAAGACACUAUGGGAAGCCUUAUCCUCCAGCCUACAACAUGACAACCAUUCCAAAUGACCUUCCUCUCUUUGUCAGCUAUGGAGGGCAAGAUGCUCUCUCCGAUACCAAAGACGUGCACCUAUUGCUGGAUAGCCUGAAAGAUCACGACGGAGAUAAGCUCGUGGUUCAGUACAGAGAUGAUUAUGCUCAUGCAGACUAUGUAAUGGGUGAAAAUGCCAAGCAAGCUGUUUAUGAUCCUCUCAUAGCUUUCUUUAGGCUUCAAUGACAGUAUCACUUGUGAAUACAAUAUCUCAUAAUGUGGAUCAAAGUAUAAAUACUGAAAUCUUGAAUUUCAUAAUGUCUGGAUUAAAUUCAAAUCCUCCUGUUAUUUUAGUAUGGCUAAUCAUGAGAAAAUAAUGCUCUUGUA